This is a messenger RNA of Manihot esculenta (cassava), 1779 nucleotides long. Its product is annotated as zinc finger protein JAGGED. The record is from RefSeq and is a predicted model, not a curated record. Lineage: Eukaryota; Viridiplantae; Streptophyta; Magnoliopsida; Malpighiales; Euphorbiaceae. Bases 522 to 1367 code for a protein of 281 amino acids. The transcript is spliced from 4 exons. Gene Ontology annotation, molecular function: DNA-binding transcription factor activity.
GAGACCUAAGCUAGCUUCCUUGAGUGAGGCAGAAAACUAAGGCAACGUCCCUCUCGUUCCCUUGCUUGUGUCUCAAACCUAACCAAAUGACACAGCUCACCUGCCUUAGCCUCUCCCAUGAACCCACUUCACCCUUUUUAAAGUCACGAGACCUCAUUGUCCCUUGCUGUGCUCCCUUUCAAUUAGAGAGAGAGAGAGAGAGAGAGAGAAAGAGAGAUGAGUCCAGAGGGUUUGGCAGAGAAACUGAUAGAGAACUUUCAAAGCUCUUUUUCUCCACCUUCACUCAACUAGCCUCUAUAUUGCAGUCUCAAACUGAAGUCUUAUAAUUUUCUAAAGCUUUAGUUAUCUUCCCAUCUGAAAGAUUGUUUUCCUCUUCUUCUUUUUCUUCUGUCUCUCUCUCUGUCGGUACCAUGUAGGUCUCCCCCACCUCCCUUCAUUCAUCACCUGCUUGCUUCUCUCUUAUUAAUUUCUUUCUCCUUUACUGCAUCUCAGUGUGCUCUCUCCUUUUUCAACUUUCUAUUAUGACAUUGCUUUCUCUCUCUUUUUUUUCCAGGAGACCUGAAAGGAACCCGUUAGACCUCAACAACUUGCCCGAUGAUUAUUCUAGAGAUGGUAAACAAGUUUUUGAUGACAGCUCUUCCUCUGGCUGUAGGAAAAAGAAAAGCGGCGCUAAGGAUGGGAAGGAUGAAUGUGAUAAAGUCUAUGAGUGUAGGUUUUGUUCCCUCAAGUUCUGCAAAUCUCAAGCUCUUGGAGGGCACAUGAACCGACACAGACAAGAGAGGGAGACAGAAACUCUGAACCGAGCUCGCCAGCUUGUCUUCAGCAGCGAUAACCUAGCCGCCCAAGGAGGUCACCUAGGCAGCUGUCAUCCCAUGGCGCCAGGAAGUUACCAUCCAUCAGGCAUUGGAGAUCCAUACAGAUCAGUGUACCCGCCGAGACUAUUCUCUGGAUCACCUUCGACGAUCUUGACUCCGGCACCACCACAACCACCUCAUCAACCAUAUCUAUACACAUCUCCUUCUCGCCUCCCUCACUAUUCCUCACAAUACCUUCAUCAACAACCAAUUAACGAUUACUGCAUUGGCCACGUCCUCAACAACAGUUUACAAGCAUACCCUUCAUGCCAAAGCAACUACAACAUUGGCGGUCAAGAAUCGAACUACACUUGCAUUGGUGCACCAGUAGGACACGGUGGGUUUGGUCCAGGUUCGAGCCGCGGGUCGGAGGCAAGUGGCAGAGACGGGUCAGUGAGCAAUCAGGAGGAAGGUUUGAAUUGGGAAAGAAGCUGCUACGGCGCAGGGGGAACUGGAUCGCAGCAGCGUUUGGAUGCUCCUCCAUCGAUCAAUCGGUUUCAAGAUGGAUUUUAAAGGAUUGUGUUAUUAAUUAAUUUUAUUUUUCAAGAUAGUUAUGAAUGAAAUAUUUAUCUGGUUUGACACGGCAAGCAGAGAGAGAGCAGAGGGACCUAACAAACUGACAAAUGGGGUCAUACAAGAAGGAGAGAAGUUUUUGGUUUUUGUACAGGGAUUGGGGCAGCUUUCUGAGCGCAUUGACACUCUCAGCUAGUUUGGCUUGGAGCAACAGGGACUGGAGGGGGUUUGUGUUUGGUGUUUGUGUAAUUGUACUAUUCAACUGUGCGUAGAAGGGGACUAGAGCUUGUGAGUGGGACAACGAGUUAGAUUUCAACUGAAAGUUCCUAACCCCUUUUUGCAUUUGGAUUUCGUUUUGCAUGGCAAUGUAAUUUAUCAUUUUUCUCUAACAGUAUAUUUUUGCUUUCUUAUA